AUGGACGACUGUUUAAAGUACUUUAAGACAGUCUUGACUAAGGUCAACCCAAACAAAAUAUUUCAAAUUCCAUGUUGGAUUCCAGUGUUACACGAUCCCAUUAUUGAAUUUGACCUUGAACCUCUAACUUACCGACAAAUAAGAAAAAUUAUUCGUAAAAUGAAUACAUCUGGCUCACCUUGUCCUCUAGAUCAAAUCUCCAUUAUAAGUUUUAAGCAUUGCCCAUACCUCCGAACAUAUUUAACCGAACUAAUUCAAGCAGUCUGGCUUUCCGGAUCUGUACCUGAUGAAUGGAAGAAAGCUUGUACUAUAUUAAUCCACAAGAAAAAUGAUGCUAAUCUCCCCGAGAACUUCCGUCCAAUAACUCUACAAUCCGUACCACUGAAAGUAUUCACUUCAAGUCUCCGUAAUGCAAUGUUCUCUUUCCUACUCGCCAAUAACUUUAUCGAGCACAAAAUUCAAAAGGGCUUCACCCCUCAUAUAUUGGGGACAUUUGAACAUACAGCACAAAUGUCUUAUGUAAUCAAUCAAGCACAAAUAAGACAGCGAUCUCUCGUUAUAAGCAUUCUUGAUCUCAAGAAUGCGUUUGGUGAAGAACAUCACAAUUUAAUCCAAUCUGUUCUUGGCUAUCAUCACAUGCCUUAA
Messenger RNA from Paramuricea clavata, 645 nucleotides. The record is from the annotation of a GenBank genome assembly. NCBI's taxonomy places the organism in Eukaryota, Metazoa, Cnidaria, Anthozoa, Malacalcyonacea, Plexauridae.